AUGUUUGACAGCUAUCUUGGCAGCCUUCUCAACAUAUCCUCGGUCUCGAUCAUCAAAGCCAUUGCGACGGCCUUGGUGGCUCAUUUUGUGCUGAUUUCGGCGUGGCGGUUAUGGUUUCACCCCCUUGCGUCGGUUCCUGGGCCUCGCCUCGCGGCGGUUUCCAGCCUGUGGGAAGUAUGGCAGGAUGUUUUCCGGGAUGGGAACAUGGCGAGGGCUAUCUCCAGGCUUCAUGAUGAGUACAAUUCCGACGUUGUCCGUAUAUCGCCAAAUCAUGUCCACAUCAACGAUCCGGAUUUUUAUUUCCAAAUGUUCAAAGUCACAUCAGGCUUCGAAAAAGACCCGGCAUUCUACAGCAAACUCGGGGUUCCUCAUUCGAUUCUGAGCGUGGACACAAAAACAGCUCGAUUCAUACGGACCAAAGCAAAUGCAAUCGUCGCGCCUCGAGAUUGGGGUGUAAUGGCGGAAAAAGCGUACAAAGUGACCAAGAGAGCGUCUGACCACCUUGCAUCCCAAUCUCGGAGAGGAGAUGAAAUUGACUUGUUCCAAAUGCUGCGAAGCAUAUCGACAGAUAUGAUCUGUCAUUUAUGUUUCGGGUUCUCCGCGGGCUUUGUUGACAAUCCGGAGGAGUCCUCCCAACUCUUCCGUGUUCUUGAUAUGUGUCUGGAAGGCCUCUGGUACACGGUUCACAUCCCAUUCCUUGCAGAGUACAUAUUCGUACUGCCAAACUGGAUUCUCAAGACAUUGAUCCCAGGAUAUAUUUAUUUCAGACGACAAGGUGGCCAAUGGGUCGAUCAAACAUUGGAGCGAAGCAAGAAUGCAAGCGAGGAAGAGAGAAAAUUAACACUCAUCGACGUCCUAAAUCCCUCCUCCGGGCAAGAUGCCAGUGAGAAGGACCGGUCCUGGCUCAUUGACCAGGGCAACGUAUUCGUGUUUGCCGGAGUCGAUACGACCUCAACGAUGUUAAUGUAUACUUUUCAUAAAGUCUUGUCAUCUCCUGAUAUCCUCAACCGCCUGCAGAAAGAGCUCCAAGACGCGAAGUUGUCGAUCGAUGAACAGUAUGAUUGGAAAAGGGUCCGGCAGUUGCCUUACCUGACUGCUGUAAUCAAGGAAGGGUUGCGAAUGAGUGUUGUUAUCCCGGGACGACUCCCACGAGUUGUCCCUCCCGAAGGGGUGAAAUACAAGGGCCUUUUUAUUCCUGGAGGAACAAGCGUAUCAAGUACGAUAUACUCGAUGCACCACAAUCCCGCAGUCUUUCCGGAGCCGUAUUGGUUCAACCCAGAUCGCUGGCUAGCAGAGGACAGCAUCGAACUCGAGAAGUACAAUGUCGCGUUCAGCAAAGGCACCAGAUCGUGUAUUGGAAUGAACCUGGCGUAUCUGGAGAUCUAUACAACACUGGCCCUGUUUUUCAGCAAAUUCGAAAUGCGGGUAGACUACCCAGGUGUUGGAGAGGAAUUAGACUGGGGAGAUAGUCUGGCUCGGAGAUCCAAAGACUUUAUCAAAGUGAGCAUCCUUGCAGACAGAUUUUCUGAUGGGGUCUGA
This is a messenger RNA of Penicillium argentinense, 1539 nucleotides long. RefSeq names its product cytochrome P450. NCBI's taxonomy places the organism in Eukaryota, Fungi, Ascomycota, Eurotiomycetes, Eurotiales, Aspergillaceae. Gene Ontology annotation, molecular function: oxidoreductase activity, acting on paired donors, with incorporation or reduction of molecular oxygen; monooxygenase activity; iron ion binding. The transcript has 9 exons. The coding region runs from base 1 to 1539 and encodes 512 amino acids. The record is from RefSeq and is a predicted model, not a curated record.